This is a messenger RNA of Schizophyllum commune H4-8, 231 nucleotides long. RefSeq lists its product as uncharacterized. The coding region runs from base 1 to 231 and encodes 76 amino acids. NCBI's taxonomy places the organism in Eukaryota, Fungi, Basidiomycota, Agaricomycetes, Agaricales, Schizophyllaceae. The transcript has a single exon. The record is from RefSeq and is a predicted model, not a curated record.
AUGGAGGAUAGGCGAGUCAAGCUUCCCGCCACUCGCACGCGCAAGAUCCCAUCGGAAGAAUAUCACGUCCAAAAAAUAGUCGGCCAUAAAUGGCUGCGAAAGGGCACCCUACUGAAGCUCAAGGUCAGGUGGGUAGGCUACGGCUGGGAACACGAUACCUGGCAGACCGAGCAGGAUUUGCGCAAUGCGCCGGAACGUGUCGCCGAGUACAAGCUGGAACACGGGCUGUGA